This is a messenger RNA of Cuscuta campestris, 2651 nucleotides long. The record is from the annotation of a GenBank genome assembly. Lineage: Eukaryota; Viridiplantae; Streptophyta; Magnoliopsida; Solanales; Convolvulaceae.
GAAAGAAGCUUUCUAGAGAUUCUCAAUUUCAUGACAAGUACUCCGUAAUAUUUUAAUGCUAAAUUGAUUAUCCAAAUCUUUUAAUGGUACUCUAUUAUUUAGUUUUAAAUGGUGAAUGAUUUCCAAAUAUGAGCAUAUAAGAAGUUCCCAAUCCUCUCUAAAGAUAACUACGCAUCAAGGCUUGGAAACAACGCUUGUGCAAUGCUAACUUGGAAAAACACGAGAUCUCCCUAGUUUAGUGCCUUGAUGGAACACUUAUUCACUGAGAUCCUAGGAAGAGACGAUCAGAAACUGGUAAUAACAUUAUUACAAUUGUCUUUUUAAUACAGACACACGCUCAUGGCAGUUUAUUUGAACUAGCAUGGUAUUGGUUAUAGUGAUUUAAUAUAUACACACUAACAAUUAUUUAUUUGGUGAUAUAAAAAUCUCUGUGAAUAAGAGUUUCAUCAAAGCAGUAAAUUGGUGACACCUCUCAGAUUUUCAAUUCCGCAUUGCACGUGCAUUGUUCCCGAGCCUUGAUGCAUAGUUCUCUUUUGAGAGGAUUGGAAAUUGCUCGUAUGUCAAUAUCUAAAUAUCAUUCACCAUUUCAAACUAAAUAAUCUAAUACCAUUAAAACAAGUGGAUCAUUAUAUUAGCAUUAAAAUAUUUCUUGUAGUGUUCUAAAGAAAAAAUAUUACUUCUAGUGGAAUGAGGAAUCCAUAAAAAGCUUGCUUCAACCUUUUGAUUGUAUGGAUUCUUAGUUAUCUUGCUCAUAAACUUCUCAGGCUGCCCAUCCAUUACAAACUUCAUGAGCUUCACUCUGAAGAUGUAGGAUAAUCACCCCACGAAUACACCUCAAACUUUUCUAUGUCGUCAAUUAGCUCUAGGUGAGAAAAGUCAACGCGAGCACCCUUGUCCUUGGCAAGUAAGAAGCACUCUGCAAAGUAUAACACAGAGAACUGGACCAACUCCUUGACGUAGGCCUCACCACUACCCUUCCGCUCCAAAUUUGAGUGUUAGAAAAGUGCAAUUCACGUGCUGCCCCAAAGAAUUUCUUGCAAAUACUGCCCACAACAUCAUCCUCUUCAUCAACAUUCGGAAAUUACCUUGUGUGUGGGGAAAAUCAGUAAUCUUACACCAAUCCUCAAAAUAGAACUUCUCUACUUUCCUGUCAAUAAAAAAAAAACUAAACCUUCGGCUGCUCACGUUUCAUAUGCAGCAACAUGAUAUGGAUGAGUUGCCCAAGGAACUGAAUCUGCACUUUUAAAAAUUGCACAAAGAUUAUUUUCCAGGAACACUCUGCGUCAGACAACUUCUCAAAUUUUUGGGUGAUGGCCACAUGAUAAUCCGAAUAGAGGGAGUACUGAUUUGGGAAAUGUUGAUUUGGAAGAACAAGUACGGAACACGCCUACAAAAAUAGUAAUAAUAAUAUAUUAGUAGAGAUAAUUCUUCAUUAAAAUAUUUUCACAACAGUACCGAAUGAUUGAUGAAGAGAACAACUAAGAGCAACAAAGCAUCAUAGUGAGUGUACUCCUGAGUAUUGUUUUAGUGUGGUUGGUUUCUCAGGAACUGUGUGAAGACAUUAGUCCUCUGGAGAGAUUAAGGCUAUCUCAUCAAGCCCUGGAAGGGAUCUUACAGACUUUCAACGUAUACAUCAACCUCUUGAUGAACGCCCUCCCCGGUUCAAUGGAAACCGAAUCCGUCGAGGGAUCCGGACACCGGAUCGUCCGAAUCGCGGAGACCGAGGCCCAGCAGACGGCGCUGCUAGCCAACGCGGUCUUACUGGCCGACGAUCUGAUCCCACGCGCCGCCGCGAAACUCUCGCCUUCGAAUCACCAGGCCAGUAGAAUGGAUGACGCCGCCGCUAAGAGAUCGUCCUCGGACAGGCGGAUUCCGGAGCAGAGGGAGCUGAAGCGGCGGCUCCAGCGGCUGGUGGAUCAAUUGCGUGACAGCUUCUGCAGGCAGCACGCGCUUGAGCUUAUUUUCACCGAAGAUGGCGCCGUUCGACUGAAUGCCGAUAUGUAUCUGAGUUUGGACCAAGGCGGAGAAGAGCCAGAAUGGUUCCCAUCUCCAAUAUAUCAGGAACUCUUUGACAAGUUGACAAGAAUUGCAAACAUUGCAGCGGAAAUGUUUGUGGGGAGAGAGAGGUUUGCAACAAUGCUAUUGGUGAGACUCACUGAGACAGUCAUCCUCUGGCUUUCUGAAGACCAGACCUUUUGGGAAGAAAUUAAGGAUGGCCCACGUCCUUUAGGUCCUUUGGGACUUCAGCAGUUUUAUUUGGACAUGGAGUUUGUGAUACUGUUUGCAUCCCAAGGUCGGUACUUGUCUAGAAACCUACACCAAGUCAUCAAAAACAUUAUAGCCAAAGCCAUUGAAGCUGUGGCUGCCACUAACAUUGACCCUUACAGCGUGCUUCCCGAGGAUGAGUGGUUUGCCGAUGUUGCUCAAAUAGCAAUCAAAAUGCUAAUGGGAAAAGCCAAUUUUGAGAAUGUCGAAAGAGAAUUACCCGCCACAAUAGGUAGCCCCACAGUUGCAUCGGCCAAAUCGGCAACGUCUCCCAUUUCUCAUGGAAGUCAAUAACAAAAAAAGAGAUGAACUUCAUCGAUCUUAGGGUCUCCUAGACCGACCAGGAGAGCGAUUUAAAAGAGGUAAAUUAAAUUUUGAUCCUGAUC